CCCAGUAACAGAGAUACCCCAGAGAGAUGUCCCCGUCCUCUGUAUUCCCAGGAUUGUACAGAGGAGAAUCACAGGAUCCCACAGGAGGAUCAGGUAGAAUGUCUGUCUGAUAUUAAGGCAGAAGAUACAGAGGGAGAAGAAGAGACGUAUGUGACUGAUAUAAAGGCAGAAGAUAUAGAGGAAGAAGAAGAGACGUAUGUGACUGAUAUAAAGGCAGAAGAUAUAGAGGGAGAAGAAGAGACGUAUGUGACUACUAUAAAGGCAGAAGAUAUAGAGGGAGAAGAAGAGAUGUAUGUGACUGAAAUAAAGACAGAAGAUUUAGAAGGGGAAAAAGAGACGUAUGUGACUGAUAUAAAGACAGAAGAUAUAGCGGGAGAAGAAGAGACGUAUGUGAGGGGUGAUCAGCAGUGUAAGGAGGAGGAAAUCCCUACAGAUAUCAGCAUAGCAGAUGGACACACAAGCAGGAAUAUCUCAGAAGGACAUCUAAUGUUAUCCCCGGAUUGUGACAUAAAAGAUAAUGACAGUAUACAGGAUUCUCCAGGAGAUAACCCCAUUACCCGAAUUAUACAUCCAGCUCUAUCAGCUGAUCCCCCUGAUCCUGGGAAAUGUUCUCCUAAUCACUCUGAAAUUGGUGCAUCUGUUACAGCUCUGACAGUAGAUAUAGAGUUUCCCUGUUCUAUAGAUGCAAAAUGUAUUACACAGAACACAAAGCCUAUUACCCAUCAGCCAGCUAAGGCAGGCGAGAGGCCAUUUCCAUGUUCUGAGUGUGGGAACUGUUUUGCAUACAAAUCACAUCUUGUUGUACAUCAGAGAAGUCACACAGGUGAGAGGCCAUAUUCCUGUUCUGAGUGUGGGAAAUGUUUCGCACACACAUCAUCUCUUGUUACACAUCAGAGAAGUCACACAGGUGAGAAGCCAUAUUCCUGUUCUGAGUGUGGGAAAUGUUUCUCACAGACAUCAGCUCUUGUUACACAUCAGAGAAGUCACACAGGUGAGAAGCCAUAUUCCUGUUCUGAGUGUGGGAAAUGUUUCGCACACACAUCAGGUCUUGUUACACAUCAGAGAAGUCACACAGGUGAGAAGCCAUAUUCCUGUUCUGAGUGUGGGAAAUGUUUCUCACAGACAUCAGCUCUUGUUACACAUCAGAGAAGUCACACAGGUGAGAAGCCAUAUUCCUGUUCUGAAUGUGGGAAAUGUUUCGCACAGACAUCAGCUCUUGUUACACAUCAGAGAAGUCACACAGGUGAGAAGCCGUACUCCUGUUCUGAGUGUGGGAAAUGUUUUGCAUACAAAUCACUUUUAGUUUUUCAUCAGCGUGCUCACACAGGUGAGAGGCCAUUUUCCUGUUCUGAUUGUGGGAAAUGUUUUGCAUCGAAAUCAGAUCUUGUUCCACAUCAGAGAAGUCACACAGGUGAGAAGCCGUAUUCCUGUUCUGAGUGUGGUCAAUGUUUUGCACAGAAAUCACAUCUUGUUAGACAUGAGAGAAGACACACAGGUGAGAAGUCAUUUUCCUGUUCCGAGUGUGGGAAAUGUUUUGCACAGAAAUCAGAUCUUGUUCCACAUCAGAGAAGUCACACAGGUGAGAAGCCGUAUUCCUGUUCUGAGUGUGGGAAAUGUUUUGUACGGAAAUCAUAUCUUGUUACACAUCAGAGAAGUCACACAGGUGAGAAGCCGUAUUCCUGUUCUGAGUGUGGGAAAUGUUUUGUACGGAAAUCAUAUCUUGUUACACAUCAGAGAAGUCACACAGGUGAGAAGCCGUAUUCCUGUUCUGAGUGUGGAAAAUGUUUUGCGGGACGCCAUCAUGUCCACCUACAUGAGAGAAGUCACACAGGAGAGAAGCCAUUUCCAUGUUCUGAGUGUGGAAAAUGUUUUAUACAAAAAUCAGCUCUUGUUAUACAUGAGAGAAGUCACACAGGUGAGAAACCAUUUCCAUGUUCCGAGUGUGGGAAAUGUUUUACACUGAAUUCACAUCUUCUUAGACAUGUGAAAAUCCAUACAGGUGAUAGGCCAUUUCCAUGUUCUGAGUGUGGGAAAUGUUUUAUAGAUAAGUCACAUCUUGUUAGACAUGAGAGAAGAAGUCAUACAGGUGAGAAACCAUUUCCAUGUUCUGAGUGUGGGAAAUGUUUUCUAGAGAAAUCACAUCUUGUUAUGCAUGAGAGAAAACACACCGGUGAGAAACCAUUUCAAUGUUCUGAGUGUGGGAAAUGUUUUGUACAGAAAUCAUAUCUUGUUACACAUCACAGAAGUCACACAGGUGAGAAGCCAUUUCCAUGUUCUGAGUGUGGUAAAUGUUUUAUACAUAAGUCACAAUUUGUUAGACAUGAGAUAAGUCAUACAGGUGAAGAACCAUUUCCAUGUUCUGAGUGUGGGAAAUGUUUUAUAGUUAAGUCACAACUUAUUAGACAUGAGAGACAUCACACAGGUGAGAAGCCAUUUCCAUGUUCUGAGUGUGGGAAAUGUUUUGUACAGAAAUCAGAACUUGUUACUCAUGGGAGAAUACACACAGGUGAGAAACCAUUUCCAUGUUCUGAGUGUGGGAAAUGUUUUAUACAAAAAUCAAAUCUUGUUCGACAUGAGAGAAGUCACACCUACAAAGGGCAAGGCUUCAGCGUUACCAUCCAACAUGGGGGAAGCUUUCUCUCUGACCUCUCAUUACACAACGUAUCCUGAUCCCGGCUCUAUGUGACCUCUCACAUCUAUCACUUGUGUCACAUUACAUCUCAUAC
Messenger RNA from Pseudophryne corroboree (corroboree frog), 2726 nucleotides. RefSeq names its product zinc finger protein 260-like. Lineage: Eukaryota; Metazoa; Chordata; Amphibia; Anura; Myobatrachidae. The transcript is spliced from 5 exons. The record is from RefSeq and is a predicted model, not a curated record. Bases 289 to 2670 code for a protein of 793 amino acids.